Molecule: messenger RNA, 591 nt
Organism: Protopolystoma xenopodis
Lineage: Eukaryota; Metazoa; Platyhelminthes; Monogenea; Polystomatidea; Polystomatidae
Source: the annotation of a GenBank genome assembly
AUGCUGUCUCCAUCCGGUUUGGUUGUCAACUCCCUUUUUCCGACUCAAGAACCCGAGAUUGUAGAUCGUUCCAACCCCACAUCUGAUCCGCUUCUAUCUGCAACUGUUGCUCCUGGUGCUUCAGAAAAGCAAGUAAAUGCUACGCAAUUGCUUAGACGCGCUCAAUCCUGUCGACGAGCCAGAUCUGCGGGCGACAAGCUAGGCAAUGGCUUUGAUAUGGCUUCAGCGAUAGGCUGCAAAGUGCAAUCAACGUUAGAACCCUCUUUACCAGGUCAGCGACCAUGUGAUCCUCCAUCAGAUUUAUCACAUUUAUCCGGACAGCGCUGUUCUCUGCCUUUAUCUCAGCACCCCUGGUCAAUAACAUCAGUGGUAUCAGCUUCGUCGGCAGUGUCAUUGGGGUCCGCAUCCGUCAAUAAUGUUCUAGAGGUGAACAAAGCAAAAAUAGAGAAUGGGGUCUCUUUCACUCAGGACCUAGUCGAACCCGCCCUAAUUCCUCGUGAAAGUGAGCUUUCAUAUGAUGCUGCUCAAAUUAUGCCUCCAGCUGAAGGGAAAGUAAGAAUUUUAUACCUUUACUAUUGGUCUACGGACUAA